This is a messenger RNA of Populus nigra (black poplar), 2850 nucleotides long. RefSeq names its product subtilisin-like serine-protease S. Gene Ontology annotation, biological process: proteolysis. The coding region runs from base 177 to 2456 and encodes 759 amino acids. The transcript has 11 exons. Gene Ontology annotation, molecular function: serine-type endopeptidase activity. The record is from RefSeq and is a predicted model, not a curated record. NCBI's taxonomy places the organism in Eukaryota, Viridiplantae, Streptophyta, Magnoliopsida, Malpighiales, Salicaceae.
UCCAUUGCAUUCUUGUGAAGUGUGAACAUUCUCUCCCUUGCCCACUUUCUGUUUUUUCUUUUUAGUUAAUUAUUUUUCGUCUUUCUCCCUCCUUGUUUGCUGGCUCUUAUAUAUACACCCCACCAACUAUUCCUUGUUUCAAGAACUAGUAGUGGUGGCAUAUACUUGUUGUGUUGAUGGCUUCUAUGAGAUGGUGUUGCAUUUUCUGUCUGUUUCUUGCUGCUUUUGGAGCACAAGUUGGUAUUUGUUUUUCUUCUAAGGUUUAUGUGGUUUAUAUGGGAAGCAAAAGUGGGGAUGACCCAGAUGAUGUUUUGAGCCAAAAUCAUCUUAUGCUUGCUUCUGUUCAUGGAGGAAGUAUCGAGCAAGCACAGGCCUCUCACCUUUAUAGUUAUAGACAUGGCUUCAGAGGUUUUGCUGCUAAGUUGACUGAUGAGCAAGCUUCUCAGAUUGCUCAGAUGCCUGGAGUAGUCUCUGUGUUUCCCAAUUUGAAAAGGAAGUUGCACACCACUCGUUCAUGGGAUUUCAUGGGGUUACUGGGUGAAGAGACCAUGGAGAUACCAGGGCAUUCAACCAAGAACCAAGUCAAUGUUAUCAUUGGUUUUAUCGAUACUGGAAUUUGGCCUGAAUCUCCAAGUUUUAGUGAUGCUAAUAUGCCUCCGGUGCCAGCCAUAUGGAGGGGGGAGUGCGAACCGGGAGAAGCAUUCAAUGCUUCAUCUUGCAACAGGAAAGUGAUUGGAGCAAGAUACUAUAUGAGUGGCUAUGAAGCUGAAGAAGAUUCUGCCAGGAUAGUGUCAUUCCGAUCUCCAAGGGACAGCUCUGGUCAUGGCAGUCACACAGCCUCGACAGCUGCUGGUCGUUAUGUUACAAAUAUGAAUUAUAAGGGGUUGGCAGCUGGAGGGGCCAGAGGUGGUGCACCAAUGGCUAGAAUUGCAGUAUACAAGACUUGUUGGGACUCAGGUUGCUAUGAUGUUGACUUGCUGGCUGCCUUUGAUGAUGCAAUCAGAGAUGGGGUUCAUCUCUUGUCCGUGUCCUUGGGUCCUGAUGCUCCCCAGGGAGAUUAUUUUAAGGAUGCUAUCUCCAUUGGGUCAUUCCAUGCUGCUAGUCAUGGAGUAUUAGUAGUUGCUUCAGUUGGAAAUGCAGGGGACCGUGGUUCUGCAACCAACCUAGCCCCAUGGAUGAUUACGGUUGGUGCUAGUUCAAUGGAUAGGGAUUUUGCAUCUGAUAUUGUUUUAGGAAAUGACACAAAAUUCACGGGGGAAAGUCUGAGUCUCUUUGGAAUGAAUGCCUCUGCAAGGAUCAUCUCUGCCUCUGAAGCCAAUGCAGGAUAUUUCACACCUUAUCAAUCCAGUUAUUGUUUGGAGAGUUCUUUAAACAGUACCAUAGCCAGAGGCAAAGUUCUUGUCUGUCGAAUUGCUGAGGGUUCAAGUGAGUCUAAGCUCGCAAAGAGCAAGGUGGUGAAAGAAGCUGGAGGAGUUGGAAUGGUUCUUAUUGAUGAGGCAGAUAAAGAUGUUGCCAUCCCUUUUGUCAUUCCUUCAGCUAUUGUGGGAAAAGAGAUAGGAAGGGAGAUCCUAUCCUAUAUAAAUAACACACGCAAACCAAUGUCAAAAAUUUCCCGUGCAAACACAGUUUUGGGUUCUCAACCAGCACCCCGUAUUGCCUCAUUUUCUUCCAAAGGACCCAAUUCCCUGACCCCUGAAAUUUUGAAGCCUGAUGUUGCAGCUCCUGGACUGAACAUCCUUGCAGCCUGGUCUCCAGUAGCUGGGAGAAUGCAAUUUAACAUUCUUUCUGGUACUUCCAUGUCAUGCCCACACAUAACAGGAAUUGCUACCUUGGUCAAAGCAGUCCAUCCAUCUUGGUCUCCAUCUGCUAUCAAGUCUGCAAUCAUGACGACUGCUACCAUCCUGGAUAAGAACGACGAACCCAUCAGAGUGGACCCUGAAGGAAGAAGGGCCAAUUCAUUUGAUUAUGGAUCAGGAUUUGUCGACCCUACAAGAGUCCUUGAUCCUGGCCUUAUCUAUGAUGCCCAUCCAAUAGAUUAUAAAGCCUUUCUCUGUUCAAUUGGUUAUGAUGAGAAAUCACUACGUCUGGUCACAAGAGAUAACAGCACAUGUGAUCAGACAUUUACUACAGCUUCCAGCCUGAAUUAUCCUUCCAUCACUGUUCCAAAUCUUAAAGACAGCUUCUCAGUUACUCGAACUGUGACAAAUGUUGGGAAACCAAGAAGUGUUUAUAAAGCUGUAGUGUCUAAUCCUGUGGGAAUCAAUGUUACUGUUGUGCCAAAGCAACUAAUCUUCAACAGAUAUGGCCAGAAGAUCAAAUUCACGGUGAAUUUCAAGGUGGCUGCUCCAUCAAAGGGCUAUGCGUUUGGUUUUUUGACAUGGACGAGUGGAGAUGCACGGGUCACCAGCCCCCUAGUUGUCCAGGCUGCACCCUUCCCCAAGGGCUUGAUGAGAUAACCUGGCUUAGUUUGUACAUAUCAGCUUAGGAAUCUGGAGAUCCUGACAACCCUCCACAAAUACAGUUGCAGAAAUAUAUUUGAGUUCAUAAGUCUACAGGCCCUUACUAUAACAUACUUGGAUCAUGCAGCAAUUGAAUGAUUGAUAAGAUUGUUAAGCCGGGCACAUAAAAUGGAAUAUACAAGCACAAAGUCAAAUUUUGGCUCUUUUUAUAUAUUUAUUUACUGUUUUUAUUUGUCUCUCCAGUGUAUUUUCUUUGGCCUAUCAAUGUAACCUUCAACAUAGCAUUGAACCCUGAUCAGAUUGGCAUGUGAUAGUUAUCUUGUAAUUCCUGAUGACUGAUAACAGUUGAGAAUUUCUAGUUUGAACAGUGCUGGCUUGGCUUCCAGGGGAA